Molecule: messenger RNA, 2920 nt
Organism: Gastrolobium bilobum
Lineage: Eukaryota; Viridiplantae; Streptophyta; Magnoliopsida; Fabales; Fabaceae
Product: E3 ubiquitin-protein ligase WAV3-like
Exons: 2
Coding region: 339-2519 (726 amino acids)
Source: RefSeq, a predicted model, not a curated record
UUCAAACUAAACCAAUGCUUGCUCCAUCCUUUCUCUCUCUCUUCUCUUCUCAACAACCAUAAUUAAAAACAACCCUCAUUCAUUCAUUCAACGUCGAAUCCUUCUACCUCGGUUUUCGUGCUCCAUUUCUACUUUUCAUAAAACCCCAUUCCCUCUCUCUCUCUCUCUCUCUUACUAAUUUUUCAAGGACUCUCAGCAAAGCUCGAAGCUUUACAGCGUUUGAGAUCUGGGUUUUGUUGGGUGGAGCUUUGUUUUUGAGGAUUUUGCUUGUGCUAGUGGAUUUUCUUUCUGGGUUGCAGCAUUUUGUGUGUGUGUGUGUGUGUGUGAGAGAUCCGAAAAUGGGAAGCAAAUGGAAGAAAGCGAAGGUAGCUCUGGGUCUCAAUCUGUGCAUGUUCGUUCCCAGAACCUUAGACGACGAUUCUCCACCUGCCACGGUUGUUUCCGAGAGGUUGUCGGACGCUGCUCUGCUCUCGCCGGCGAACUGGGACACGGGUUCUUCCCGGUCAACCACGCCGGUGCCGUCUUUGCACGGUUUGAAGCUGUCCAAAAGUGCCAGCAAAUCCUCCAAGCAAACCUGCCCAAUAUGCUUAACCAAAAUGAAACAAGGAUCUGGCCAUGCUAUAUUCACUGCAGAAUGUUCACAUUCCUUCCAUUUCCACUGCAUUGCUUCAAAUGUGAAACAUGGAAACCAAAUAUGUCCAGUUUGCAGAGCAAAGUGGAAAGAAAUACCCUUAUCUGGCCCCAGUUUGGAUCCUAUCCCUGCCAGAGUUUCACCUAGUCCAGUAAACUGGCCCCAAAAUGAUGCUUUGAUGGCUGUGGUCCACCGCCUACCUCUACCUCUACCUCUACCUCAUCCUCGGAGAGAUUUGAAUAGGCGGCAUAUUGUGCCACUUUAUCAGGCUUCUGAGCCAGGCCUUUUUGAUGAUGAUGAAUCCUUGAAUCACCAACCCGCAGUUUCUGAGAGAAGCCCUUGCAAUAAGAGUACUGAAAAUACUGAUGCCGUUAAAGCAAUGGAGAUUAAAACGUACCCAGAAGUGUCUGCUGCUCCAGGGCCCAAUACUUAUUCUAACUUCACAGUUUUGGUUCAUCUCAAAGCUACUGCUGCUGCAGCCAAAGGACAAAACCUUGGUAGAAACCAGGCGAGCUUGACACCGAUUUCUCAGACUCCACGUGCUCCUGUUGACUUGGUCACAGUGCUUGAUGUCAGUGGUAGCAUGGCUGGAACUAAGCUUGCACUACUAAAAAGAGCUAUGGGAUUUGUUAUACAGAACCUAGGCACUAAUGACCGACUCUCUGUUAUUGCUUUCUCUUCCACAGCUCGCCGCCUCUUUCCGCUUUGUAAAAUGACUGAUUCUGGGAGGCAACUAGCAUUGCAAGCUGUCAAUUCUUUGGUUGCAAAUGGGGGUACAAAUAUUGCUGAAGGGCUGAGAAAAGGUGCUAAGAUAAUGGAAGACCGAAAAGAAAAGAAUCCUGUUGCCAGUAUAAUACUAUUAUCCGAUGGGCAAGAUAAUUACACUGUCAGUGGCUCUGAAACUCAACCAAAUUACCAGUUGCUUCUGCCCAUAUCCAUCAGUGGUCGUGAUAAUUCAGGAUUUCAAAUUCCGGUGCAUACUUUUGGAUUUGGGGCUGAUCAUGAUGCUUCAUCAAUGCACUCAAUUUCCGAGACUUCCGGUGGCACAUUUUCUUUCAUUGAGACUGAAGCUGUGUUACAGGAUGCAUUUGCACAAUGCAUUGGAGGACUUUUGAGUGUUGUUGUGCAGGAGCUGCAGGUGGAAAUUGAGUGUAUACACCCAAAUCUCAGUAUUGUUUCACUUAAAGCAGGAAGUUACCCAAGCCGUAUGGUGUCUGAUGGACGCAAAGGUUUUAUUGAUGUUGGAGACCUGUAUGCUGAUGAAGAGAGGGAUUUUCUAGUUUCAGUUAAUGUCCCAGCUACAUCUGGCAAUGAAACAUCAUUGAUAAAGGUCAAAUGUGUUUACAAGGAUCCGUUAACUCAGGAAACAGCAAUAUUGGAAAGUGAAGAAGUAAAGAUUGAGAGGCCUGAAAUAGCUGGGGAAGUUGUAAUGUCACUUGAAGUGGACAGACAGCGCAACAGGCUCCAAGCAGCCGAGGCAAUGGCCGAGGCACGUGUUGCAGCUGAACAAGGAGACCUAACGGGAGCAGUAUUAAUCCUUGAAAACUGUCGAAAGAUGCUUGCAGAGACUAUUUCGGCCAAAUCUCACGACCGGCUGUGUGUUGCAUUGGAUGCUGAACUCAAGGAAAUGCAAGAGAGGAUGGCGAGUAGGCAUGUGUAUGAAGCAUCUGGGAGAGCAUAUAUACUUUCAGGAUUGAGUUCACACUCAUGGCAAAGAGCAACAGCAAGAGGUGAUUCAACUGAUAGGUCAAGUCUUGUUCAGGCAUAUCAGACCCCAUCAAUGGCUGAGAUGCUAACUCGAUCUCAGGCCAUGUUACUAGGUAGUCCAUCAGGACAGAGGCUUCUCCAGCCACUGUUGUCAUUCAGAUCACAACCAAGCCCAAGGUAAUUAAUUUCAAAAGGGAUUUUGUGAAAAUCAUCUUCAAAGCAAGCCUUUCCAGUGAUUUUCCCUUUUUUGGGCAAGGGUGGUAAACGGGAGAGAUAAACAGAAGAUUUUCUUUGAGCUGUGAUUUUGUUGUUUAAUAUAUAUAUGUAUGUAUAAAUGAAUAAAAGUUGAGGAAAGGGUGGAAGGGUUAUAACCAAUGGAGAAAAGGGAAGUAGAUAGGAAUUUACUACUUUAUGUUUCUUCUAUUUUGGGGGGUUUAAGGUUUUUCUUUUUGUCUUCACUUUUCUUUCCUCUAAUCAUGUCGUUUUUGGGAGGGUGGUGUACAUAAAGAAGAAUCAAGAAUGGCCUUUUUUUUUCUGGGACACCUGGGUAUAAAGUUUGUAAUUGUGCAAAUGGUUGGGACG